AUGGACCCAUACCGCGUACUGGAGGUCCCGCGGACCGCGACGCACGAGGACAUCAAGCGCAACUUCAAGCGUCUGGCUGUUACGUACCAUCCGGACAAGAACAGGGAUGGCGGGAACGCGGCGGCGGAGCGUUUCCAGCAGAUACAGGAGGCCUGGGGGAUCCUCGGGGACCCACGGAGGCGCCGGCAGUACGACAGAGGUGGUGCCGAGGCGAUCGCGGCGGAGGAGGCCGAGAAGGCGGAGGCUCCGGUCGACCCUACGACACUGACGGCGAUGCAGCGCGUGACCAUGGGCGUUCUGUCCAAGAUCGGCGUCACCAAGAUCCGCACCGCGGUCCCCACGGAAAUCAUCGAGGAGGUCGAGACCGGGCGCGCUCCGUUCUCGGAGCUCAACUUCGGCGAGCGCGCGGAGGGCGUUGUGGAGUGCGGCGCCGCGCAGUUCUUCCGCCUCACAAUCGCGCAGCCGCACGUGGACGGGGGCUUCUGCGUCACGGCCGCGUCCCCGCAGGGAUCGCGGCUCAAGAUGCUCCUGUUCGAGCGCUCGCAUUCCGGGGAGGUGCUCGACGUGGGCGGGUGGCGGCUGGUCGCCACUGAGGAGUCCUGCCGGCACCUCAAGGGGGCGUCCGUCGUGGGAAUGUACUUCCUCGAGUUCCCCACGCACGAUCUGGGUCCAGGUCCGGCUGCGCAGGAGAUCGUGGACGAGCCGGAGUCGGCGAUCUUCCGCCGCCUUGACUCCCUCGAGGCGCGCGAGCGCGUCCACCUGACGCCGGGCGAGUACCUGGUGGGGGUGUACGGGGACAAUUGGGUCAAGCGGUCGGCGUUCCAGCUGGAGGCGACGCUCCAGGGCGCGGCGUUCGCGACGCUGCAGCAGCUCCGCGACAGCGAGACGGCCCUGGUCACCAAGCACCACGAGCUGGCCAGUCUGUCACACGAGUACUGGGAGUUGAAGGACAAAUGGGAGGCGAUGGUGGCGCGGAUGCACACGGAGCACGGCAUGCUCAAGGAGCUCCUGAAGCGCCGCGACGACGCGUACCUGAAGCUCGCGCUGCCGGCGGGCGUGCGCGGCGUGGCGGCGGGCGAGGCGCCCCUCGACGCGUCGGCCAACGGCGCGGGCCACCGGCGCAACGCGAGCAGCUCGAGCGGCGGGAAGGGCACGCCGAAGUUCGGCCGGACGAUGACCGUGGGCGAGACGAUCUCCGCGGGCACGUCGGCGGCCUCGCGUGGGUUCGCAAAGUUCGUAGGAAAGGCCAAGGAGUCGUUCAAGGCCUACGCGGACAAGCGCGCGCAGAAGAGCGCGUCGUUCAAGAGGGAGGAGGCGUCCGGCGCGGAGCAGCAGCCGGCGGCGUCUCCGCAGCGCCCGAGCGAGCCGGGCACCCCGGAGGCUGCGCUGCCGCCGCGACCGGCACUGGACCCGCAGCUGUUCGGGGGCGUGGCGGGGGAGAGUGCGGCGAGCGAGGGCGCGUCGGGGUACGACAGUCCGGCGCCGGAGACGCCUCCGAACGAGCGGAAAAUAUCAAUCGGGUCGGGCCACGAGAACGUGCCCCUCGUGUGA
This is a messenger RNA of Pedinophyceae sp. YPF-701, 1551 nucleotides long. The record is from the annotation of a GenBank genome assembly. NCBI's taxonomy places the organism in Eukaryota, Viridiplantae, Chlorophyta, Pedinophyceae.